GAUUUCCCUCCUGACUCCUUUACGGUAUUAUUUGCAGCCCUGUCAAGAUUUUCUAUUGUUAGCAAAAUUAGCAUGGCGGCGGUGGCAACCACCAGUCGUACGAGUCCCGUCCCGCAGCAACAAAAGAAUUUGGUUUUCCGCUAGCAAAAUGACAAUCGAACAAUCACAUGCUUGCCCUUCCGCCAAUCACAGCCCGCAGCCUGCCCCUGUCACAAUGUUUAGGCGGAAGUUUCGUCCCCAGCAAGAGUCCUUCCAAGACAAAUAAAUCUAUUCUCGUCCUCAAUUCUCCGAUUCCUCGCCCGCAACCCCCUAUAUCUACCUCCAGAAAUUAUGCCGUUUCGGCUCCCCAUCAUUACACGCUGCUAAUAUACCUUUUCAGCUUCACCUCGCGCAGAUAAACGUUCGAUCGUUCGCGAUCCAAGCAGCAUGGCCAUACCUCCCCGAUUACCUAACGGCAACGGCGUCCUCAAGACCCCUAGAGUUUACUCGGACGAAGGCGAGCGGCGGCGAUGCGAGCACCAUGAGGCAGACGUUGUGAUAGUGGGCGCUGGAAUUGCUGGCUGUGCACUAGCCGUCACAUUGGGAAAACAAGGGCGCAGCGUGCUUCUCCUGGAGAGGUCGUUGAAAGAACCAGACCGCAUCGUUGGCGAGCUAUUACAACCGGGAGGCGUGCGAGCGCUGGAGAAGCUGGGGUUGGGCCAUUGUUUGGAGGAUAUCGAUGCCAUUGAGUGCCAUGGCAUGAACGUGAUCUAUCAUGGGACUGAGGUGCCUAUCCUGUAUCCUAAGGAUGAGCAAGGCGCGCCGUUCAAAGGUCGCUCUUUUCACCAUGGCCGCUUCAUCAUGCGCCUACGCGAGUCGGCGAGGGUGACGCCUAAUGUCACCAUUGUUGAAACUACGGCUGUCUCGGUCAUCCAUUCAUCGACAGAUAAUGAGGUGCUGGGUGUCCAAUGCACCACCGAUGGGCAGAAGGAUUACUUCUUUGCCCCAUUGACUUUCAUUGCGGAUGGAUACGCUUCCAAGUUCCGCAAACAAUACCUGCCUACAACACCUCGAGUGAAGUCGAAAUUCUGGGGCCUGGAGCUCAUAGACGCAGAGCUUCCUCGGAAGAAUUUUGGCCAUGUCGUGUUACCGGAUGGCCCUCCUGUCCUUCUAUAUCAGAUCGGUACACGUGAGACGAGAAUAUUAGUCGACAUUCCUGAAAACCUACCCUCCGCAUCGGUACAGAACGGCGGCGUCAAGGGCCAUUUACGAAGUGUUGUCCUCCCCUCCCUCCCCAAAUGCGUGCAGCCAUCCUUCGCGAAAGCACUAGAGAAAGGCGGUCUGCGGUCCAUGCCCAAUUCUUUCCUUCCCUCUACCACAAACAAGACGCCCGGCCUAGUAUUUCUGGGCGAUUCGUUGAAUAUGCGACACCCAUUGACAGGAGGUGGAAUGACGGUUGCGUUCAACGACGUUGUCCUUCUCCGCACCCUCCUCAGCCCCGAAAACGUCCCCGAUUUCACCAAUAAACAACAAGUCCUGAAACAAAUGUCCAAGUUCCACUGGGAACGGAAGGGACUGACAAGCGUCAUUAACAUCCUGGCGCAAGCAUUAUACAGCCUCUACGCUGCAAAUGACCCCUACCUCAAAGCCCUCCAACUAGGCUGCUUCCGCUACUUGCAAAUGGGUCUGGUAGACGGGCCCAUCGCCCUCCUUGCAGGUGUCACCCCACGCCCAUGGGUUCUCCUUCGACAUUUCUACUCCGUCGCUUUCCUCUCGAUAUGGGAUUUCGCCCGCAGCCAACCAGCCUACAUAUUCCCCGUAACUUUCUUCGAAUGUUUUAUCGUCUUCUGGACAGCUUGUCGAGUUAUUUUCCCAUACAUUUUCGCUGAGGUUCGAAGUUAAGAAAAAAAAGCAAAUAGAAUAAAGGCUACUUGAGAAGAGAACGGAGCGUUAGAUCUCUGUAUAGGACCUCGAGUGUGUGAUUGACCUUUUCCCAAUAUCCCUUGCAACGACCAGAAAGAGAUAGACCGUCUCGCUCAAUCAUCUUUGCAACAUUCUUGUUCUUGAAACAUGCUUUAAGCCCCUUGGAGAUUUCUGUACAUGUAACUGUAUAUUCCAUUGCUGUAGCCAGUUUUCGGUGCGUGAGUGUGGACCAUGUUUACACCCAUAUAAACCCCUCUAAUCCCGCCUUUCUCUUGAUCGCCAUCAACAUAGUCCACUUUGCAGGAUGCACCCGAGUUUUCGGGCUUGUUUUUUUCGUGUCCAACUUAGCCUACGCUGCCAUAUCUUGUUUAAUGACUUGCAUCUUUUCUAUUCAUAUUCCCCCCCCCUUUUUUUCCCUGUUUAUUCACACCAUGUAUUAUUUAAAGAUCUACCCCCCCCCUCUCCUUCUCCGUCCUUUUCUCUUUUCUGUUCUUUUCUUUUCUUUCCUUUUUUUCCGAGUCUCCUAUCUACGAUUGUACUUAAGCCAUAAACCUCUAGCCCGGAUGUGUUCGCCAUUAUGUUACGAUAAUAAACCUCAUUAAUGCACCCCGGGUAUUCAAAUACGACGGCGCUUAUGUAUUAUCUCAAUCUCUUGACCUUUGUUGUGAUACAAUGGAAUAUUGUAAAUCUGAGUCCUUGAGUAAUUUAUACAACCCUUCGUUCCUUCCUUCAAUUCACUUCGUGUUCACCUUGUAACAUACUAUCCGAGGCUUCCUCUACUCCUUCGUUAGAGAAUAGAGGACUUGCAUGUAUAUAUGUAAAAGUCUCCUAGAGAGUAGAGAGGAAAUCAAAGGAGAAAUAAAUAAUAAAUUUU
Blastomyces gilchristii SLH14081 is the source of this 2776-nucleotide messenger RNA. Its product is annotated as squalene monooxygenase. Gene Ontology annotation, molecular function: squalene monooxygenase activity; flavin adenine dinucleotide binding. The transcript has 3 exons. The coding region runs from base 427 to 1881 and encodes 484 amino acids. Gene Ontology annotation, biological process: ergosterol biosynthetic process. The record is from RefSeq and is a predicted model, not a curated record. NCBI's taxonomy places the organism in Eukaryota, Fungi, Ascomycota, Eurotiomycetes, Onygenales, Ajellomycetaceae. Gene Ontology annotation, cellular component: endoplasmic reticulum; membrane.